Leguminivora glycinivorella is the source of this 630-nucleotide messenger RNA. RefSeq lists its product as uncharacterized. The record is from RefSeq and is a predicted model, not a curated record. The transcript is spliced from 4 exons. NCBI's taxonomy places the organism in Eukaryota, Metazoa, Arthropoda, Insecta, Lepidoptera, Tortricidae. Bases 103 to 630 code for a protein of 175 amino acids.
GCAUCGGGAGUUGGUAUAAAUAGGUACGUAUUUCAGACUCUGGUAUCAUAAAUCUAAUUGUGCUCUUCGAAGUAACACCGAAGUUAUAUCAAAUUUGUAAACAUGAAGCUGCUGUGUAUCUUUGCUGCCCUGCUGGUGUGCGUAUGCGCACAGGAGUGGUACGACGGCGAAGAGCUUUCGUUCGUCGACAACAGCGAGUAUCAAUACAGACUGGAUCAACUAAGGAAGCAGAGGGACAGGAGACCCAAGCGUGAGGUCACAGGUUCUAUUCCCGUCGGGGACAAUGGGAAACUCAUCGGGACACUUGGAGACACGGCCAAGGGAGGACUAUACGGCACCGGCGCCUAUGAGCAUACCCUCAUCAACAAUGACGGCGGACGACUAGCGGCACAGGCAUAUGGCACGCGCGUGCUGAACCCCAACAAAGACUCCACGCUCUACGGCGGCAAGCUUGCCUGGACCGACUCCAACGUGCACGCUUCGGCUGACGCGAGCAAGCGCAUUGGAUUGAAUCCUUUCAAGCCGAGACUUAUUGAAUACCAUAGUGUGGAGACCAAACAACACUGCCAAAUUCUAAUAUACUUCGGACGAAGCUAUAAUACAAAACUUUUAACGCAAAUGUACCAUUGA